Molecule: messenger RNA, 1179 nt
Organism: Fusarium subglutinans
Lineage: Eukaryota; Fungi; Ascomycota; Sordariomycetes; Hypocreales; Nectriaceae
Exons: 2
Coding region: 1-1179 (392 amino acids)
Source: RefSeq, a predicted model, not a curated record
AUGCGGUCAACUUCACAGGCUCUCUUGCUUGGAGCUAUGCUCCAGGCAGCUAACGCAGUGGACGUCGCUCGCGCUGCCCAACGGAAUCGUGUACGCGAUGUACCAGCAGCAAUAACCGAAGCCCCGUAUGGUAUCAUGCACGAAGCAGAGAUGCUUGUCGGCCACAACGGGCUUCAAGCACGGCAAGCAGCCUCUUCGAGUGAGCCUCUGGUGGUCACUAUCGCGCCCGACGCAACAUGCGGAUACUUGUCUGGACAAGCAGGCGCUGCAGUCACCUGCGGCAAUGGUCGCCCGUGUUCAUGGGCUGGUGUUAGUCGUAGCGGUCUUGUCGGUUGCGGCUCUGACAUCUUCAUCCUUUGUGUUGAGUCUAGUAUAGCCGUCAAUCCUAGCUCAUGCGAUGACGUGUGUCAGAGUAACACUUUCUAUCUUAAAUGCACCGACUCCGAUACGCCUUACUGCCGCACGUAUGCCUUCCCAAGCGGAAUUGCCGACUAUCGCUGUGCAUCCACACCCGUCGGCAAGCCACAAUCUGUCGACUUCACAUACGACGGCCAGAAGAAUGCCAACUUCAAGACUACAACCCUCAGCGACGGCAUCGCUUCAGAGUCACUAAGGGCUACCGCUAUCAACUCUGAUAGCGGUUCUGCUAGCCAGGCAAGCGAGACAGAGACUCAAGCAGAAACAACGACAACUUCGGAAGCUCCUGAGCCUACCAAGAAGAGCAAGUCGACACCUGUCGGUGCUAUCGUCGGCGGUGUAGUCGGUGGUGUCGCUCUCAUUGGCCUCAUCGGUCUUGGUGUCGUCUGCCUGCUGCGUAGACGUAAAUCCAAGCCCGAACCUGCCCCAGCACCAGCUCAACCAGUCAUGGCGCAGCAACAAGCUCCUCCUCCCGCCCCUAUGAACCAGAACCCAUACCCCCAGCAACAACAUUACCAACCAGCUGCACAGCCUUAUCCUGAUCAUAGCAUGGCGGCAUCUCCUGCACCGUCAGAUGCUCGUAUAUCGAUGAUGAGUGGACCUAUGUCAAGUGUCGGUCCAACUUCACCCGGGGGAUGGCAUCAACAACCAUCGCCCCCGCCAGCGUUUCACACACCUGCGCCGGCGUAUGAGAUGGCUGGUCCCGAGGCGCGUGAGCAGGAGCCGGUCUAUGAGAUGGGUUCUGACUCUGUGAAGAAGUGA